AUGACAAGUUUGUCCAACUCAAUCAUCGUGAGGGAAGAAUUAAAAAAGGAGCUGCCAGCAACAUAUUUAUUGAACGUCAAAAAGAGAAGAAAGAUCAGAGACAGGAGAAAGAAGAUCAAAGAAAAGUCGAAGAAACAACACUAUUUAUUUCUUCAAAAGACGCCUAUGGUUCCCAGAUUACAAGUCGAAGAAGCGAGCAUGUCGAAGAAGCGAUGGACGCCAUUGUUUUCCUCCAAGUCCACGCUUUCCUGGUCUCAUUCCAGCGCGCCCAAUGGCCAUGGAUCUUUUGACUGGACGAAAUCCUCCACGAUUGAUGUAGAGGCGCUUCUCCAUGUCGAGUCCUUCAAUUGGCUCCGAAUCGUCGCUUGGCAAUAA
Molecule: messenger RNA, 375 nt
Organism: Caenorhabditis briggsae
Lineage: Eukaryota; Metazoa; Nematoda; Chromadorea; Rhabditida; Rhabditidae
Exons: 4
Coding region: 1-375 (124 amino acids)
Source: RefSeq, a predicted model, not a curated record